This is a messenger RNA of Lecanosticta acicola, 2241 nucleotides long. NCBI's taxonomy places the organism in Eukaryota, Fungi, Ascomycota, Dothideomycetes, Mycosphaerellales, Mycosphaerellaceae. The record is from the annotation of a GenBank genome assembly.
AUGGCCUGGUUAAUGAGGAACCGCGAUGCCUCCAGCACGAACGGGUAUGCUGAGAAGAGCACGCGCCAGCUGUCACGGACCAAGACUGCGACGGCAUCGGCAUGCCGCCCGCCCAAGAGGCUCAAACUCAAGUCUUCACAACUGUUCAAUCCCAUCAUCCUCGCAAACGACUUGCUGGAGAGCGCCUACACCGCCAGAAACGGCCCCGAUGGCGACAAGAACCUUGCAGAGGGGACCAAGUUGCUCCAGAGCCAGCGCAUGAAAGAUGCCAAGUCAUAUGAGGAAUGGAAGCAGGCGGCGGACAAGCUGGACAUCUUGGAGGGCAAUCACUAUUACAAGUUUGACGAGGAAUCGGACGAAUGCGAUAUGGGCUUGCUACGGAAGCGGCUGGAGAGACUCAAGCAGGCCAAUCAUGACGACGAUAUCGAGGAGAUGGUGCAGCAGAUCCGCAAUUCUCUCCAGAGGGAUCUCGGUGGGAUGUGCAAUCCACGGCUCUAUCAGCACGCCUGGCUCGGCACGAAACAUCUCAUCGAGGAGUAUACCGAAGUCGUCAAAUAUACCAUUGAGCGCAUUGUCAAGUACUGCCAACAGAGUGAAGAUCAUGAUCUGGUGUUGAGAUACAAGGAGACGAUGAAAGCGGCCAAGGCGUCGUUUGGCAAUACCGCUCUGAUGCUCUCGGGCGGCGGUACGCUGGGCAUGUGUCACGUGGGAGUCGUGAAGGCCCUUUGUCGCGCCGGUCUACUUCCCAAGGUUGUUUGUGGAGCCUCUGCUGGCAGCAUCGUCGCCUCCGUGCUCUGCACACAUAAGCCCAGUGAGAUCGUCUCGAAACUGGAGGAGCUCUGCAGUGGCGAUCUGUCCGUCUUCCAAAGCGUGGACGAAUGGCAGGGCAUUCCGGGCAUGGUCUUGAAUGUCCUCAAAGGCGAUCCGUGCUUCAAUGUCAGCAACCUCUGUCGAGUCAUGAAAGGACUGCUGGGCAACAUCACCUUUCGAGAGGCCAACAACGUCACCGGACUAACGCUCAACAUCCACGUCUCGUGCCGGGACAAGCACAACUUACCGCGGCUUUUGAACUACCAAACGGCACCCAAUGUCGUGAUCUGGACCGCUGUGGCCUCUUCGUGCGCUUUGCCUUGGGUAUUUGAACCGCCUGGCCUGCAAGCGAAGAAUCCGAAGACAGGCAAGCUCGAGCAUUGGGGCCAUCUCGAUCACAAAUGGAUUGAUGGCUCUAUCGAAGGAGAUCUGCCCGCUCGUACCCUCGAGCGUCUGUUCAAUGUCAACAAUUUCCUUGCCUCACAGGUGAACCCACACGUCGGCCCUUUCCUGCCAAAGGAAGGCGAAGACCCGAGCAUGGCUCGCAGAGGACUGAGAGCGGGAGCGGCCACCGCCAUUUGGACACUCGAUGCGUUCAUGGACCGAGGCUAUGAUUAUUUCUUCGUCAAGAUGGUUCAUUCGAUCUUGAGCCAGAAGUACGAUGGCGAUAUCACCGUUCUACCGGACAUAUCUUGGGUGCCUACCACCAAGAUUCUCGCCAAUCCGACGCACGAGUUCAUGAUGAAGGCCACACGGGAAGGCGAGAAAGCUACCUGGCCGAAGCUCGACCGCAUCCACAACUCCGUGGCGAUCGAGCUCGCUCUACACAAUGCAUGUAUGGAGAUCCAAGCUCGAUCAAUCGGUGGUUCAGACUCUCGGCGUGCCCCCUCUACUACGAGAUCCGAGCACGGCCUCUCGAGUACUGGUCUACACAAACGAAGGAGCGGGUUGCCAGGAGGUCUUGGACCUCUUCCAGGCUUCAAUCGAGGAAGACAAGCCGCUCACCGUCCCGUUCGAUCCAUGUUCAAGCCCGCUCUACUUCCUCCAGCAGCGCAGGCCAACGGCACAGACCAUCUAUUGUCUUCCUCUGACGAAGCACGAUCAGGUCAGUCAUCACCACUGACCUCAUACGACGAUGAAGACUUCGACGACAUACAUGAUCCUGACGACCAAGACUCACAACAAGCAGAAAUGGAACAACGAUUACGAGCAUUCCUCUCCCAACCCACUUCGCCCAGCAUUUCCAUGAAGAGCUAUUGGGGUUCGGAUUCGAUAUCGCCGAGAUCUCAAGUCCCGCCGCAGACGCCGCCGUCGCCGCCUUCCCUGGAGAUGAAGAGGGCCUUUAGUGGGCUGUUUAUGUCUUCGAUUGAGAAGCAGCCUCCUUCUUCUUCUUCUUCGACCGGACGAAACCUUUCUGAGCGGAAGGAGUAG